CGCUGCGGAGUAGCUAGGUAAUCUGGGUAGUUCAUUGCAGUGCCCUCCGACGGUGUUACGGUUAAUGAUAGCAGUUCGGCGAUCACCCCCUAAAGACUCUCUGUAGUUUGCCUUCUUGACACACCUUUUGUUGUCUCGUCGUCUAGCUAGCUAGAGUCGGCUAACGGUUGCUAGCGAGCAUCCUCCGCUUCGACUACCCGCCAGCGGUGAAGUAAAGUUGGGGCAAAAUAGUUACUCUGAAGCUGAAGGAGCCGAGAAGUGACGGCCGACACCCUGCCAGGAUGAGUGGUGAUGACUUGAACCCAGCUGCUGUGGCUCAGCCAGUAGAGGAUCUACAAGGAGAUGACCGUUGGAUGUCACAGCAUUUAAGAUUUGUGCAAGAGUGUAAAGACGCUGAACCAGACGUGCUUUUUGUGGGGGACUCUAUGGUACAGCUAAUGCAGCAGUUUGAGGUCUGGAGGGAGUUAUUCUCUCCUCUACAUGCACUCAACUUUGGAAUUGCAGGGGACACCACCUGUAAUGUGCUGUGGAGGCUGCAGAAUGGAGAGCUGGAGAACAUCCGUCCCAAGGUGGUGGUGUUGUGGGUAGGAACCAACAAUUACGAACACACAGCAGAGCAAGUUGCAGGAGGAAUUCUUGCAAUUGCGCAGCUGCUCACCUCCCGCCUCCCCAAGGCAAAGAUAGUUGUACUGGGUUUGUUGCCUCGAGGGGAGCGGCCCAACCCACUGAGGGAGAAGAACACGGCGGUUAACAGGUACCUGCGCUCCUGGCUGCCUCGUCUGGGCCGUGCUCAACUCCUAGAUGUCAGCGGGGAUUUUGUUCACUCUGAUGGAGCCAUCCUCCUACAGGACAUGUUUGACUUCCUCCAUCUGACGUCGACAGGCUACCGCACCAUGGCGAAGCCCCUCAGUGACCUGCUGCUUCAGAUACUGGAAGAAACGCCAGAGGAGAGACGGGUGUCGCCUGUUUGAGGGCCGUGGCCUGGCAGCACAUUUAUCCAGAGGUAUGUCUCACCCGCUGCUGUGGGAGACGGGGGAGACAUGUCCCUGGUAUCUAGAGAAGGAAGGGCUCUCUCAUAGGGGGAAUAGACACCCUGAUGUGUGUGGGCCCAGGAGGGGUGUGGGAUCACAUUCAUGAGCAGAGGGUUGCGUGUGGAGAGGUGCUAAAGAGGGAGAGAGACCUCACUACAGAUGUAGACACUGUGAUUGCAGUAGUAACCUCUAUUGCAAAAUGAUUUACCAAGGUCAUUGAGAUCAUGUGGUACACACACACACACACAUUCAUUCAUUUAGACCUGUGGAGAAAAUAAGUGUUUCCCUCUCACCUGUGCCACGGAGAUGUGAUACAAACAUAAAAAAGUCCAGUGCACAACGUACUCCCAGUAGGCUGAAGAUUAUCUAGAAUGUGCUAAUGUUAUGAGUCUGACCAGUAUGCUGCAGAGCAAUGGUUCCCAACCCAGGGGCCAAGGGGUUGCAAGAUCAUUUAAGAGAAAAUAUUGAAAAACCUUUUGUUUUUUUAUCAAACACUAAAUACUUUCUCCUCUUCAGACCAAAUAGAAACAAUCUGAAAGUUAAAAUCACUCUUUGGCGUGGCAUUGUUUCCUGUAAAGGUCCACCCGUCAAUAAGGUUAGGAACCACUGCUACAGAGGGCUACUGCUGAGAUGUACACUAUUUAAAGUUUAGUCUGUCCAGUUCUUUAUUUAGAAAUACUCAGCAUAACAAGGAGCACUUAGUCUGCUAAAUGUUCACUUUUGAACGUGUGUGUAAUAAACAGUUAGAUGUCUUUUGAAACUGUUAAUAUAAAAUAGAUCAGUGUCCGGAGAGUUAGCUACUUUUCCACAGACCACACAUACAGCUGAUCACUACUUCCUUCCUGUGUCACCUAAAACCAUCACUGAACUAAAUAUUCAACUCUAACCUGAUUUCGGUGUUCGCUUCAUGCAUGUUUUAAGACGAGCCUCCGCUGUGGUGUAGAAAGUCAACGCUUCUGUAUUAAAUCAGUGAGUAUCAAGUCAAAAUCAUGUGUUCAUUAAUAUUUACUAGUGACUUGUUGAAUCUACUUGUCUGAUAAUCUACAUAGGUCUUCCAAACACUGCCCACUCUGCUUAUGUACAAAACUUCUAUCACCCAGAAAGUGUAUUUACAUUUUACUUUUUGAAUUCCAUUUCACCAUUUUGGUCCAGAUAAAUCUACUGUGACAUUUGAUUUUAAUGUCGAGUAGGUUACAUAAUGAUUUGUAUUGCUAGACAAAGACCUGCCAGCUUUUUAAAUUGUGCUCCUAACGACUUCUUGACAGUGUCCUCGGUAUCUGUAUAAGGACACUUUGGGGAAAAAUGUCAAUGGUAUUGUAUGUGCACUAUUAUUUUUUUAGUAGCUUUGCAGUGCAAUGGCACACUUAGUUUUAUUUAUUUUUUACAACAAAGUACAGUUAAGAUAAUCCGGUGGGUUUCACAUCAGCUCUAAUACAUACACAUAUCCACCGUCUGACACUUUGACUAGCACAGACUCUCUCUCCCUCUCCCUCCUAAAUACAUGGACAUACAGUAUUUUCUCUUCGAAGCACCUCUUUAUCUCUCUCCCUGUUGUAUUUGUUGUUGUCUCUCAUCCAGCCCUGCCACCCUGGGCCCUGACAUCUCUACAUGGUGUAGUUACUGAAUAUUUUUUAGGAAUGAAAAGUACUAGCUACACAAAUAAGCUGCCUAACACAGCUAUACUGAAUAUUGUCACGCUAAAUGCUAAAAAGCAAUCACAGGUCAUGCAAAAGAAAAACCCAUUCGUCUGUGAGUACUCUAGCUGUUUCUUCGUGGGUUAGGUUCUGUUUGAAUUGUGGCUGAGAGUCUCAAGCAUCAAGUUAUCCGGCGAUACUGCUGUCUUAAGCUCUGCACAUUUGCCUGCUGUGUUAAAUAUGGUGUAUGUUUGUGUGCCUUAAGUGUUCAUGAAAGGUUGUGUACAGUAUGUCUGGUCCUGGAUUGUGUAAAUUGGAAGUAUGAGUGUCAAGAAAUGGCCCCAGUUGUAUAUAAGACAUGUGAAGCUUAAAGGAAAUGAUGUUUGAAGGGGUUUCAGGUUGUGUUUGGUGCCAUACAGCAUUUGCACUGUUUUGGCUGGUUGUGACAUUAUUGAGAUAAAGCAUUCCAAUAAAAAAAAAAACAAAAAAACAAAACAAGGA
Messenger RNA from Etheostoma spectabile (orangethroat darter), 3166 nucleotides. It is a transcript of the gene pafah1b2, whose product is annotated as platelet-activating factor acetylhydrolase 1b, catalytic subunit 2. Gene Ontology annotation, cellular component: cytoplasm. Gene Ontology annotation, molecular function: platelet-activating factor acetyltransferase activity. The transcript is spliced from 6 exons. The coding region runs from base 282 to 971 and encodes 229 amino acids. Lineage: Eukaryota; Metazoa; Chordata; Actinopteri; Perciformes; Percidae. The record is from RefSeq and is a predicted model, not a curated record.